GGCAAUCAUAAUAACAGAUUUCAUUUGUCGCUACGUUAGACGUAUGUUUCUCUGUCAAAGUUCUUCAUUUAAAAUCCGGUAACUGCAAUUCCGGUAAUUGUUAACCACUGUAGGUUUUUAUUCGAUCAAAGUGUGAGUAUUCUAAAUCAAGGACAUGACUGAUUCCACAUCAGUUCGCCAGGUGAUCAUCGACUUUAUCUGCCUUGCUAUUGUUUGGGUGCCUGCUCUGAUUUGGCACCUGAUCGGUAAGCCAUUUCAGCGAGGAUUCUACUGCGAUGACACCUCCAUCCGAUAUCCUUACAAGGACUCGACCGUUACGGACGCAGAACUUAUAGGUUAUAGUCUCAGCGUGCCUAUCUUACUGAUUAUAAUUGUGGAGAUUGUAAGCUGGAAACGUAACUCAAAAUGGGAAGGGAUCAUCCAGCAGAGCAGUUCUUCAACGACUAAUAUUUCAUCUUCUAUCCGCUUCCGGUCCGUGGUGAUCAAAAUUGUCCACAUAGUCGCAAUCUUCCUAUUCGGUGAGGGUUGCUCACAAUUGGCUACGGAUAUCGGGAAAUACUCCGUUGGACGUCUCCGUCCGCAUUUUAUUGACGUCUGCCAACCAGCAAACUUGAACGAGUUGUGUCCGUUGGGUGGGCCACCCAUUUACAUCACCGAUUACACCUGCACGGGCACCGACGAGAAAAAACUUCUAGACUCUAGAUUGUCUUUCCCGUCUGGUCACUCUUCUUUUUCGGCCUAUUCGAUGUUGUAUCUGGUGAUAUAUCUCCAGUGCAGGAUGAACUGGUCUGGCUCCAAGUUACUUCGGCCGCUGAUCCAGAUUGCAGCGUUGAUAUUUUCGUGGUACACAGGCCUUUCGCGUAUUACUGACUACAAACACCACUGGAGCGACGUAUUGACGGGAUUCGCCAUCGGCUACACUGCUGCGUCGCUCACGUAUGUGUUCGAACAGGCCUUGUACAUAGCUAAAUUCUUCAAGCCAAGUUCUUAUGGCACAACACCGUUGCUGCCUCAAAAUAGAAGUGACAUGACUGACAUCGAACUUCAAAACCACUCAGAAGCUUCGGCCCAAUGUGACUGUGAGACGAGACCAACUUCUACCUAAUGGUCUAAUUCUGAAUUUUAUGAGAUAAGGAUUAAGACAAAAUUCGAAAAGCGCACUAAAAGAAAAUAACCCAUCGACGACAUAGUAACAAAGUGCAUCACCCCCUCCUUAAAAAAAAUAGAUCAAUUUGUACAUAUGACUGCAGAUUAUUCAUAAGUUUUCGUUAUCACAAUUUUGUUUUAACCAGAAGUAAUCAAAUUUCAAAUUUUUUGCUCAGGUCCAACUUUCUCUACUAAUAAUGUGGUAAGCUCUUGCAUAAUUAUUCUUAUUUCAAAACAUUUUCUAUUUCCACGUAUGCGCGAUAAAGGGUCGAGUCUCCAAAACACGAACAGAUUUUAAAAUUCUCCUCAGUCAUCGCUCCUCAUUAAAAGUGUUUAAGUUACAAGACACAUCGUUGUACAAUUAUCCUCCAUCAAAUGGCUACAACAAAACGGCAACCUUGUUGUUACGUCACGAUUAUUGAGGAAAAACAACAGUAGUAAUGGCUCGCAAGUCCAAAUCUAAAUUAGUUAUAUACACGUUCGUUCCCCAGCAGUUAGUCAGCUUCACAUCAAAGUUCACUGUUUGUCUGUUACUUUGACGAAGAGAAAUCACAAAGCUAGUUUCCGUAAUCAUUUGCUGCUGCUGUCACUAGGAUCAGCUGAUGGUGUGUUGUGAUUGCACUUUGACAAUGACUUCUGCCCCACUCAUUCGUCAAGUGCUUAUCAACGUUAUCUGCCUUAUUAUUGGUAAUUACUCCUUAUAUUUAGAUAAGCCUGCAUUAAGAACUUCAAUUACCUGUGGACCUUACUUUGUUGUGUUCCUGUGAAUGAUUUUUUUGGUGAGCCAUUUUGUGAUAGACCAAGUGGAAAUAGAAAACAGCAGUUUACCUUU
Messenger RNA from Daphnia pulex (common water flea), 1978 nucleotides. Its product is annotated as phospholipid phosphatase 1-like. The coding region runs from base 155 to 1105 and encodes 316 amino acids. The transcript has 7 exons. The record is from RefSeq and is a predicted model, not a curated record. Lineage: Eukaryota; Metazoa; Arthropoda; Branchiopoda; Diplostraca; Daphniidae. Gene Ontology annotation, molecular function: phosphatidate phosphatase activity. Gene Ontology annotation, biological process: phospholipid metabolic process; signal transduction; phospholipid dephosphorylation.